AUCAUUACCGAGUGUUAUAUUUAAUAUAAUAAACUUAUUGCAAUUAAGAAAGCAAAUGAAUACAUUACAUCAACAACCGAUAUUUCUUAAGUCUAUACAAAGCAGUGUUCCUUCCAUGGUCAUAAUGUAAACGAACGAACGAGAUUGUUUGCAUGUUCUAAAUGUUGUCAAUACUCAAGGGAAAUCAUCAAAAGGGCGAGUUCACCAUAGGCCUACUGUUUUCACAGAAUAGGUUCCGGGAAUAGCGUCAUCGUUAGCACAGUGUUCCCGCGCCGUUGUAUGAAAAUGGCGACAGGAGCGAGUGAUCUUACAUCGCAAGUGGUGAGAGGACAAGUUUUUGAGGUUGGACCUCGAUAUACAAAUUUAGUGUAUAUCGGCGAAGGAGCGUAUGGAAUGGUCGUUUCAGCAGAAGACAACAUUGAUAAAGUGAGAGUAGCUAUUAAGAAAAUAUCUCCGUUUGAGCACCAGACUUACUGUCAACGAACCCUUCGGGAAAUUAAGAUCCUAACCAGAUUCAAACAUGAAAAUAUCAUUGAUAUCAGAGAUAUACUGUGUCCUGAAACCAUAGACCAGAUGAAGGAUGUUUAUAUUGUCCAGUGUUUGAUGGAAACAGACUUGUACAAAUUACUGAGAACUCAGAAACUUAGUAAUGACCACAUCUGUUAUUUUCUUUAUCAAAUCCUUCGAGGUUUAAAGUACAUCCAUUCAGCAAACGUUUUACACAGAGACCUCAAGCCUAGCAACUUACUUCUGAAUACCUCCUGUGAUUUAAAGAUUUGUGAUUUUGGUCUUGCUCGAGUUGCUGAUCCUGAUCACGACCAUACAGGUUUUCUAACAGAGUAUGUGGCCACCAGGUGGUAUCGUGCCCCAGAGAUUAUGCUGAACAGUAAAGGCUAUACCAAAUCUAUUGAUAUUUGGUCAGUUGGUUGUAUUUUGGCAGAGAUGUUGUCCAAUCGACCCAUCUUCCCAGGAAAACAUUAUCUGGAUCAGUUGAACCACAUUCUUGGUAUUCUCGGAUCUCCAACUCAGGAGGAUCUUAACUGCAUCAUUAAUGAAAAGGCCAGAAGCUAUCUCCUGUCGUUACCAGGUAAACCAAAGGUUCCUUGGAAUCGACUCUACCCCGAUGCUAAUCAGCAAGCUGUGGACCUAUUAGACAAGAUGUUGACAUUUAAUCCUCACAAAAGAAUAACAGUAGAAGAGGCCUUGGCUCACUCGUAUUUCCAGGAAUAUUAUGACCCAGCUGAUGAGCCUGUGGCAGAAGAACCAUUCCGUCUUGAUAUGGAGCUCGAUGACCUUCCCAGAGAGAAAUUGAAAGAAUUAGUAUUUGAAGAAACUGUACUGUAUAAGGGAAAACUGCAGCAACAGCAGUCUUAAAUUUUUCUGAAGUCUCGUAAUUUAGUGCAUUUAUUCUUGUUUGGGGACAUCGUUUUUGGAGUAGAGCUUGUUGGCUGGCCAACUGGGAAGAAAAGACGGUAUUUUUCAAGACUUGGUUUUAUUCAUCUGUGCCAACUCUUAGAAUUUUUAUUAUUUUUUGUCUGUUAUAAUAAAGCUCGUUUAAAAAUGACUGAAGUUGGAAAAUGCAGAUUAAUUGUGUUUAAUUUAGUUGUUAGAUGUUACUUUGGCACAAGUUGUUUUCAAGCUAGUCUGCUGAGUUGUUUCUUCAAAUCAAUGUUGAUUAUAAAAAAAAAUUAUGUUGAAAUGUAUCCAAUGAAAUGUUUCGACAUACUUUGAAAGAGGAAAAUAGUUAAAUUGUGAGAAAGCUAUAAAUCGAGACAAAAUCAACCUGUAAUGAUCAGAAGUACAACAGCUCAGAUGUAUAAUUUAAUGUUUUUUAAGUUAAAAAAUUUCACUUUUUUUACAAGAUUUUUAUUUACUUUAUGGUGUAAAAAAUGAAAACAUGAUUUUGUCAUCUGUUUUUGCAUGUUUUAAUAUUUCGAAGAGAGGAAAGAGGUACCUUAUAAUAAUCUUGUUUAUUGGGUAAUGUUUGUGUUUACAUGAUGAGCUAUUAAUAGUGUAAAAAUAUUGACUGUAUAAUUAUGCUUUAUGUAAUUGUGUCAUCAAUUUUAUGCAAAUUGUUUUUGUGAAACACUUAUGCCUCCACUUUGACCUUGACCUUUAAAAGUUAAUCAGGUCUGAAACUUUGUAUGUAUUGCCUCUUUUAUAAGUUUGAUCCAAAUCCAUCCAAUCUUGAUAUAUCCUCUUCACAAGAUUGGGAUGGACAAGGCCCAAACCAAUAUGCUCUGCUCAGCUUCAAAGUGGGGGCAUAAAAAUGGUUCGUGACGAAACAGUUUGAAAUAUUCCACUUAUUUCUAAAAAAAAAAAGAAGAAGAAGAUGCAGUUGAGCUGAAACUCAUUAAUUAUUUUAAUGUUGAAACAUUUAAUAGUGUUAUAAUAAUAGUUUAACUUAUACUCACAGGUACAGGUAAAUUAUACACUUUAUUAUUUAGUCCCAUGUUCUAGAUCAAAGAAUAGGCUUAUAUCAGCUUCGUAACUGUUUCAUUUUCUUGGUAUUUAUAAAAUAAUCUAACAGUACGCUACUGUGCACAUUGUAGUUUGUUGCUCCAACCAGAAGUAAGGUAAACAUUCUAAUACUAAUUAAUGUUCUUUGUUCCAAAACUAAGAGAACAGAAGCAGUAAAAACUACCAAUGGAUAUAAAAUUUUAUCUUUUAGAUCUGGAAUCUUAUUAGUUUACUAAUUCAUUUAGUUACUGAUAAAGAUCUAGAAAUUUAAAAUUAUUUGCUAAUGGGACAUAUUGUGAGAACAAAUUGGCAGAUUUAAAUAUAUUAAAUGAAAUGAACGUAAUACUGUAAAUCGGAGAAAUUAGUCUUAAAUAUGCUUUGUUCUCCAAGUGAAGUGAAAAGUGUUUAGUUUUUUUGUACAAGAACGUAAAGAGGUGAUUGGUUAUACUAUUAGAGCUUACAUAAUACACUUAACAAAAUAUAAAUAUUUUCCUAGCAAGAUUGAAAUAAUUAAUAAUUUUCAUUUUCUGUUGAGGCUUAGGAAUUAUGUUCCAGAAGAUUCUUUUAAUAAAUUAUUGUGAUUAAAAGAGAAAUAGAUUUCAUGUUAAGCCUGAAAUUGUUAAGCCUUACCUUGUGUUAUCUGUGAAAGUAUAUUUCUUUCUUAGUUCUUUAGAGGAAGAGUUCUAAUUGUGUGUGGUGUAUACGGUAAAAACCUUGGCUGUAAAAACACGUUGACAAUACAAACAAGAAAAGUACAACUGAAAGGUGAUUCAGCCAGCAAGUAUUUUUAGCCAUUCCAGUCACACUUAGGUUAGCUUAAUUUGCUCAGAAGUACGUUUUAAUGUUUUAUAAUUUUACUUACAUUAUAGUAUUCAGAACUUCAACGAGAGAAAAGUAAGGCAUUUAUAAACUUACAGAUUGUGGAGGAAACAAAUGUGAACUAGUAAAGGUUCAAAUGAGGAUGUAAAGACACAAGCCUCGUUUCUCCAGUAGUUUAAACUGUGAAUGUAACUUUCACCAAGAUGUAGAUAUGAGAGUCCAGAAAAUUAUGCUUGUAUAAAGUGGAAAGUUUUAUUCAGAAACAGCGAGAUGUCUAAAUUCAUUUAUAUUUAUCUGAUCUUUUUUUUUUUGUCGGCAUUAUUCAGUGCAACGAAAAAUUCAUACAGAGGGCGUUCCACUGGGCACUAUCUUGAACACUGUUUACUUCCCUGUGGAGUUUACAGAAUUUAGAAACGAAACGAUGUUUAAAGCAUGCAUGAAUAGUUUGUGGUAGAUCCCUGUGUUAACUAAAGGCGCGACACUUAAGUGUGGUUGGCACGUGGAUUUCGGUGUGAACAAUAAGAAAUGUUAAUGUUAUUUAACAGUUUUAUGUAUAUUGUGAAGGUUAAGAAGAUUUCUUGAAUAUAGAUGAGUUCCCUGCUAAACACAUAAAUACGUUUGUUCAUAUCCUUUCGUAUAUCAGGGAAGGUAGGGUGUAAUUAAUUCGACUAAAAGGAUCAAGACGGAUUGUUGGUAGUCACUCAUCAUAUACGUAAGUCGACGCUUUAGAAUGGUCACAAAAUAACAGUAAACCUGUUGCUUAGUUGAAUUAAUAUUUAUUUGUUUCAGCCAUCUUGUAUAUGAUAGUGACCAGACUUCAUUUUUAUUUAAUGAAAAGGAACGGGGUGCAGUGGUCUUUGUGCAAGUGUGUGAAGGGUGAGGUCACGCACGUGGUGUUUGUUUGUUCAAGUGUAAACGUAUAUGUUUGUGAAGGGUGAGGUCACGCACGUGGUGUUUGUUUGUUCAAGUGU
Messenger RNA from Limulus polyphemus (Atlantic horseshoe crab), 4250 nucleotides. RefSeq names its product mitogen-activated protein kinase 1-like. Gene Ontology annotation, cellular component: cytoplasm; nucleus. Bases 280 to 1374 code for a protein of 364 amino acids. Gene Ontology annotation, biological process: intracellular signal transduction; protein phosphorylation. The transcript is spliced from 11 exons. Gene Ontology annotation, molecular function: MAP kinase activity; ATP binding. The record is from RefSeq and is a predicted model, not a curated record. Lineage: Eukaryota; Metazoa; Arthropoda; Merostomata; Xiphosura; Limulidae.